Molecule: messenger RNA, 1262 nt
Organism: Tigriopus californicus
Lineage: Eukaryota; Metazoa; Arthropoda; Copepoda; Harpacticoida; Harpacticidae
Product: U5 small nuclear ribonucleoprotein 40 kDa protein-like
Exons: 6
Coding region: 73-1197 (374 amino acids)
Cellular component (GO): catalytic step 2 spliceosome
Molecular function (GO): protein binding; RNA binding
Source: RefSeq, a predicted model, not a curated record
ACCCUGCUAUUUUUUGAGAGCAAGAUUGUUGGAUAGAAGAAGCACAUAUUUUCGUUGUGUACUGUGUGCAUCAUGCCGGAAUUGAAGCGGGCUCAUUCACCGGAUCCGCCUCCAUCGGCGUCUACCCAGGAUCCACCCCCACCCGCUCAAGACGAGCAUGCAGUAGCCUUGAAGAAGGCCCGCCCCGAAUCGGGUUAUGAGGUGGGGAUCAAGGAUCCCAUGGAACAGCAACAACAACUCCAGAAAUCGGGUCCGCCUCGGAUGUCAAACAUGGAAUCGGCCAUCAUGCUUCUGGCUGGCGGUCACCAAGGCGAGAUUUUCUCAGCCAAGUUUCACCCCGAUGGACAGAUCUUGGCCUCAGGCGGAUUUGAUCGCACCAUUUGUCUCUGGAACGUGUACGGGGAAUGUGAGAACUAUCACGUUAUCUCGGCGGUGCAUUCGGGCGCCAUUCUCGACCUGCAUUUCUCCUACGAAGACGGACAGUAUCUGUACACGGCGUCCACGGACAAAACGGUGGGCAUAUUCAACACUCGCACGGGACAGAGGUUGAAACGUCUCAAGGGCCACACCAACUACGUGAACUCGGUUCACCCGGCACGACGCGGAGACCCUUUGGUGGUCUCGGGAUCCGAUGAUUGUUCCAUCCGAGUAUGGGACCAACGCAAGCGUAACUCGGUUCAGACCUUGAAUAGCAUGUACCAGGUGACUGCUGUGACCUUCAAUGACACGGCCGAGCAAGUGAUCUCAGCUGGGAUCGACAACCAGGUCAAGAUCUGGGAUCUCCGCAAACCCACUCAACCCGCUUACAUGUUACCUGGUCACACCGACACAAUCACCGGGAUCUCUUUGUCUCCCGAUGGAUCUUAUGUCCUCACCAAUGCUAUGGACAACACGCUUAGGAUCUGGGAUAUUCGCCCAUUCGUGCAAACCGACCGAUGCACCAAGAUCAUAACGGGACAUCAACAUAACUUUGAGAAGAACCUACUCAAGUGCUGCUGGUCUCCGGAUGGAGCCAUGGUCUCCGCGGGCUCCUCCGACCGAUUUGUGUAUAUUUGGGACACCUCUUCCCGUCGCAUCUUGUACAAGUUACCCGGACAUUUGGGCGCAGUCAAUGAUAUUGACUUUCACAAAGUCGAACCCAUCAUUUUGUCCGCCUCGAGCGACCGCCAGAUCUAUUUGGGAGAAUUCGAACCUUGAUGCCUCGAAACAUACUUUGCUUCGUACUACUGUAUUAUGUGUAAUAGAAGAGGAAGGACAAAAGA